Molecule: messenger RNA, 2653 nt
Organism: Mesocricetus auratus (golden hamster)
Lineage: Eukaryota; Metazoa; Chordata; Mammalia; Rodentia; Cricetidae
Gene: Igsf22
Product: immunoglobulin superfamily member 22
Molecular function (GO): protein binding
Source: RefSeq, a predicted model, not a curated record
GUGAGUGCCCAAGCCUGCUGUCACCAUGACGACUACUCACCUCCAGCAGAUGGUACAGGAAUAUGUGUCCAUGGAGUUCUCCAGCUACACCCCCCAUGUGUAGACCUCUCAGACAACUGAGAGGAUGGGAGGCAGUGGAAUGGGGAACAAAGCAGUGUUCAGAGCCCAGGUGCAGGGAAACCUCAAACCCCACUGUGUCCUGGACGAGGGGAAGGGGAAAAUUGCUAAGAUCUUCUAGGACCAAAUCAACAAGAAACACAUCCAGCUGGAGCAGCUGACCUCACAUGAUUCGGACAACAGGUGUGUUGCAAGCAAUGAGCACACAGAUGCCAUUACACCAUCCUGGUUGGUAACAGAGGGCGAGCCUGUCAACAAAAAACUCGAUCAAGAAGCUGUGGAAGAAGAUGGGAGAAAGAUGCUGGGUUUUUGGGCUGAGGUACUCAAGAAGGACUUUGCAAAGGUCUGUAUGGAAUGUUUCCCUGACCUGGGCGAGCUGCUCAAAGGGAUGAAGAGGAAAGUGGAAGUGGAGGGGAGUAGGAUUCUGAAGCCACUAGAAGACAAAGACAAGGUUGACGCUCCUAUAGUCCUCGACUACAUCGUGGAGCUGAAGGACCCCAGUCCUGAGAUGGCACCGACCAAGGACACUGAGCCUUUCAGGAUCCAGUAUCCCGUGGGUAAGUGGGAGGUGAGGCAAGUGGGCUCCAGGUACAUGCCGGUUAUUAGCAACACAAACAUGAGCAAUGCCAGUGCCUCCAGCCUGACUGAAGCUGUGUCUGAGAUCCACCUCUCCAAGAAAGAAACUGACUUUGUGUGGAAGUCCAGCAGGAAGCAGCUGAAGACAGGUGGCAAGUAUGAGCUCAGGCCAUCUGAGAAUGGUCUGACCUACACACUUAAGAUCAAAGAUGCCAGACUCGGCAACAGUGGCGAGUUCUUUGCCGAAGCAGGAACUUGGUACGGAGGAUCAUCUCACUAUCAACUUGGGCUGCAUGACUUACAAGCAAGGCUAUUGCCCAAAGCGACCUGGUACAAGAUUCUCUAGGUGACCAAGGAGGAGCCUGUGUCCAUGGGACACAGAGGAGACCAGAAUCAGCUCACCAUCUCCAGCUGUGUACAUAAAGACAUCAACUUGGUCCUGCUCAAGCUCAAACAUGAUAGUCACACAGCAGCUGCUGCUGUGCACAGCCAUCAGGGUACAAGUGACCCUACUCCUGAGACUGAGAAAGUCUUUGCAGCAAAUCCUAUAGAACCCCUGCCUGGCCUUACCUCUCAGCCUCAAGUGGCUGAUGUGACCAGGGAAUUGUUGAACCAGGACAUCGACUGUCCCUGCCCAGAAUGGUGCAGUCCAGGGCUUUGUUACUUUGUGGUGGAAAGAGAAGGCAAUAAUCUGUGGAUGAUGGCCAACAAGGAUCCCAUUCAGAGCACAGAGUAUACCAUGGAUGGGACACAAUGUAAAUUCCAAGGUAUAGCUGUGUAUCAGGCCACCCCAGGACAUGCCAGCAUGCCAACCAGUUCAGUGGUGGCCAAGGAGCUGGUGGGUAUGCAGGCUAGUAUGAAGGCACAACUUCUGACCCCAAUUCUUCCGGAUUUCUCCAGACCUCCUGCAAACCAGCAGCAGUUUGAAAAGGCCCCCAACACAGUGACUCUGACCUGGAACCAAAACCCUGAUGUCCAGGAAGAUGGUGAUGCCCACUAUGUCACCCGAAGAGGGAUGAAAACAGCCCCCGUCUGGUUCGCUGCAGCUAAGCAUGUCUUCAGCAACAAGUGCAUGGUGACCGGCAGGAAAUGCUACUUCAGACUAGUGGCUCAAAAUGAAAUGGGUGACAGUGACCCACCGCACUCCAAGGAUGUGUGGUUUGUCAAUAGGACCAGAGUGGAGAUAGGACCGGAGUCACUAAAGAGUACCCAAGAGUUAACAUCAGAGAUCCAUGGAGAUGGGUCAUCACUUACAGACCUAACUGCGCAGGUGGUGGCACACACCUUUAGCCCCAGCACCCGGGAGACAGUCAUGGAAUAUGACCCACAUCUUCCUGGGUAUCUUUUGAGCUCUAAGAUGAGGGUGGCUCACAGCUGCCCAUCCCCCCUACGCAGUGAGGACCCGAGCCCCAAGUUGAAAUCCUAUCAGCUGGACUGGCACCACGCAACCUGCUUUCUGGCCCACUGUGCUCUGUGCCAGGACUACUCCAUGAGUGGCACCUUUCUUGGGAACCCAUGGCUCAUGGUGACUGUCUAGGGUGAUGUCAGCAUCACUGUCAACUCUAAGUUCUGCUACAGCUUCACCCGCAGUGUGUACACCCUGGCCGUCCCCACCUGCACGCUGAAGGACAGCCGUGAAUACUGCACGCUGGGAAAGCAUGAGCUAGGCGAGGACCAUAGCAUCUGCUUGCUCACUCUCUAUGAUGGCAAGUCAAGCCCAGCAUUGAUCACCGAGAAUCUUCAGAAGGCGGAGCUCUUCACGCAAGCUCCGGCCUGGAGGCGGCAGCAUCAGCUGUGGUGUGGGGCUUUUGGGCCAGUCUACCUUACUGGACGGACGGAUGGACGGGCGGACGGACGGACGUGUCACCUUAAGUGUUCGGUGAAGGUACAGAACAAGAAACUCUCUGAGCUCACCCUUCCUGCUCCUGAGAAAGGAGUGCAACAGGAGCCCUGGGGGUGA